Cololabis saira (Pacific saury) is the source of this 477-nucleotide messenger RNA. RefSeq names its product telethonin. Lineage: Eukaryota; Metazoa; Chordata; Actinopteri; Beloniformes; Belonidae. Bases 1 to 477 code for a protein of 158 amino acids. The record is from RefSeq and is a predicted model, not a curated record. The transcript is spliced from 2 exons. Gene Ontology annotation, biological process: cardiac myofibril assembly; skeletal muscle contraction; skeletal muscle myosin thick filament assembly. Gene Ontology annotation, molecular function: protein-macromolecule adaptor activity; structural constituent of muscle; titin Z domain binding. Gene Ontology annotation, cellular component: Z disc.
AUGCACUGUGUGAGCACAGGAGGUUCCGACCUGGUGAACUCCUACGGCGAACUUCAAGAGGACAAUCACUGGAAGAAAGAGAGCUACCACAGCUGCUGGCUGAGCCUGGUCCUCCAGACAAGGCCUCAGUACAAGCUGACGCUGUCAGAGACCGACAGCAUCCGCAGAGAGAGUUACAAGCAGCAGCAGGCGGUGCACUUCCUGGUGGAGACGGGCCCGGGUCAGAAGAUGGUCCUGGGGGUCAGUGGCGGAGCCAUGACGACGCAUCGGAGCUCCCUCUUCCACGCUGACCCUCAGCAUGCCACAGCUCGCACCGCAGAUCCCUUCACUCCAAGGAAAGAGGAAAGUGAUGCAGACCAACAGGAAGUUCCCGCCGUAACUCAGGACGUCAUCAAGCCAGUCAGAGUGAACUUCAGAGCCUCAAGUCUGAUGUCCUCUCCAAGAGAAAUCUGUCAUCGGGGGCAGAGGAGGGAGUGA